Messenger RNA from Filobasidium floriforme, 2189 nucleotides. RefSeq lists its product as uncharacterized. Bases 233 to 1822 code for a protein of 529 amino acids. Gene Ontology annotation, cellular component: nucleus. NCBI's taxonomy places the organism in Eukaryota, Fungi, Basidiomycota, Tremellomycetes, Filobasidiales, Filobasidiaceae. The record is from RefSeq and is a predicted model, not a curated record. Gene Ontology annotation, biological process: regulation of DNA-templated transcription; DNA-templated transcription. Gene Ontology annotation, molecular function: DNA binding; DNA-binding transcription factor activity, RNA polymerase II-specific; zinc ion binding. The transcript is spliced from 7 exons.
UGGAACGACCGAACCUUUCGUUACGAGCGAGACCCAGGAAGGUGCAACUUUCGAUCAGAUCUCGAUGUCGAGUCCUAGAAUACCACGUUUGGCAGUCCAAUUCUAGCCAGCAUAUAGGCCGCUGAUGCUGCGGCAACGAUCGACUUUUGAGCGACAAGACCAUACCAAGCGGAACGACCUUGAGUCUCGCCGAUACCCGCGACGUAGGAUUAGGAACCUCUAGCUGCAUGACAUGACAGACUCGAACAUUCGUGGCCAUGUGAACAUGGGAGGUUCAUCCGCCAGCCCAUCGACGAGCGCACAUGGACGAAGAAUGGACCAGGACAUUUCUCCAGCCAACAGGGCAGAAGCUUCGGAUUCGAGCAAGACCGAGACGAAACGCAGACGGGUAUCGACCGGUUGCUUGACGUGCAGACGACGCAAAGUGAAAUGCAAUGAAACGCAUCCGGUCUGUUCGCAGUGCCAGCGCCUCGCGGUAGAAUGCAUAUGGAAGGAUACCCAGCAAUACUCGAAUAAAUCUAUUAGAUCAUGCCGACGUGCUUGUGAUCAAUGUCGCAUUUCGAAAGCGGCCUGCUCGUUCCACGAUCCCACAUGCACGACCUGCGAGCGAAAGGGAAUCGACUGCACCUGGAAGCUCGCCGAAAAGGGCUCGACACCUCCACCUGCCUCGGCUCCAGCGGCAGGAGAUGAGCUAGCCAGGAUCGAACCUAUAGCGCCGCAUAGACCGAUUCUGCAUGAUGGAAAUGUCAAGAAGCUCGUGUCCAUCUACUUUUUCCGUGUCUACAACGUUUCGUGGCAUGGAUUCUUACACCGAGCUUCCUUCAUCCAGAGAUUACAUCGCGGCCAGGUUCCUCGACAUCUCCUCACAUCGGUCUGCCUUGCCUCGGCCAUCGUGCUCGGUCUCGAUGCUGAAGACUGCAAGACCCGGCUGGCCGACUGUCAUCGACAAAUCUCGGAAGCGAUCAUCUCGCCGACUUUGGAUCUGCUUUGUACGAUACUGAACAUCAUCUACUGCGAGAUGGCUAUCGGCAGACGAUCGGCUCUUUGGAUGUUGUCGGGAAUGGCGAACAGAGUGGCCCUGGCCCAUUCUCUUCAUCUGCCUGGAGACGAUAGCAUGCCUGGCGGAGAGACGCGCCGACGUCUCAUGUGGGCUUGUUAUUGCAUCGACAUCAUGGUCACCGGGAAGCAAACCGAGUUGGCGUCCUUUGCGCUCGACCGGAUUGCCAUCCAGUUACCCAUGGACGAGAGAUCCUUCAUGUUGCGGUUCAAGGCGACUACUCGGAUCUUCAGAUUGCCGUGGCAGCCACCGUCCGAGGCCGAACGGGGAAGAGAGGGAAUGCCUGCGCAAGGCGUCAUGUUAUUUGCUCUUUCGCAUAGCGUUCUCAAAUACCUCGCGGUUGCACAAUGGGAGCAACCAGAUCUACCGGGAUCGCAGUUUCAAUCCUGUCAGAUGGACUUGCUAGCCUGGCGAGACUCAUUGAACGCCGCACUGGAGUGCACGGAAGAGAACGUCUUUACGAGGAUCGAAAUGGGACAAUCCACAGCGUUCUAUGCGUUGCAUCUGCGGUACAACUGGGCCAUGGCGACGUUGUGCACUUCGGCACUGCAACGACCCAGCGAACUUCUGAACGUGGACUGGCACCGCCAGAUCAUGGCCGUCUGUCAAGAAUCUUGGCUGAGCAUCGCCGAUGUUGGAGAUACUUUGCUCAGCGCUGAUCCGGAUUUCGUUCCUGAAGAUCCCACUCGUAAAUCGCGUUUCGACUCCGAAUAUGCCAUGUCCAUGAGUACUCACGGUUGCAAACAACAGUUCUGGAGCUACUAACGGACGCCGUUGAGGCGCAGCUGGUCGAUGCGAUCCGAGCGGGUUUGCCACCUCAUCACACCGUACAACAUCGCAUAGGUACGAACCUCAUCUUGAUGAAGCGGAUAGCUCUUCUUUUCUCGGGACCCAAGACUCAGUUGAUCGAUCUCAUCGGUCGACAUGACGCAACACUGCGUAGCGUGCUCGAUCAUCGAGCUGUCGACCAGCUUCGCCGGGACCUUGGCUUGCGCGAACAGCCAGAUGUCGACCGACGACCGCCGAUACAAGCGACCCCUUUCAUAUUGGACAACGGCAUCGGAGGCCUUCAGACCGGUAGCUCAAUGGUACCACCAGUGAACCAACUCUUAGCCGGUGCCUCCAAUCCGUC